Echinops telfairi (small Madagascar hedgehog) is the source of this 4691-nucleotide messenger RNA. It is a transcript of the gene RAB27B, whose product is annotated as RAB27B, member RAS oncogene family. Gene Ontology annotation, biological process: melanosome transport; positive regulation of exocytosis. The record is from RefSeq and is a predicted model, not a curated record. Bases 341 to 997 code for a protein of 218 amino acids. Gene Ontology annotation, molecular function: GTP binding; GTPase activity. Gene Ontology annotation, cellular component: secretory granule; melanosome. Lineage: Eukaryota; Metazoa; Chordata; Mammalia; Afrosoricida; Tenrecidae. The transcript has 7 exons.
CUCAGGGAGCUGUCCUCAGGUCCCCAUGACCCUCCCUUGGAAGAGGCUGAUCCCCUGCUGCUGCUGCUGCGGGCCCUGAAGCCCCGGAGUUCAAGGCCUCCGGAGAGGGGCCAGGACCCCUCUCUGCAACCUGACACCCCGCCUCAGCCGCCUGGGAACUUCGCGGGCUGGCUGGACUGUCUGCACUGUGUUAUGGCCAACAACAAUUAAUAUCAAGUCAGUGGAAUUUAGAAAACUGAAGUACAACUAGCUGGCUCCCUUGUUUGCAAGAACAGCUAUAUAAGCCGUUUCCUGUUGAUCCUUUAAGAAAGCGUCACUCAGGCCCACCAAGACCAUCACUAUGACUGAUGGAGAUUAUGAUUAUCUGAUCAAACUCCUGGCCCUCGGAGAUUCAGGGGUGGGGAAGACGACGUUUCUUUAUAGAUACACAGAUAAUAAAUUCAACCCCAAGUUCAUCACAACAGUCGGAAUAGACUUUCGGGAAAAACGUGUGGUUUAUAGCACGCAAGGACCUAAUGGAGCUUCGGGGAAAGCAUUUAAAGUGCAUCUUCAGCUUUGGGACACUGCAGGACAAGAGCGGUUUCGGAGCCUCACCACCGCGUUCUUCCGAGAUGCCAUGGGCUUUUUGUUAAUGUUUGACCUCACCAGUCAACAGAGCUUCUUAAACGUCAGAAACUGGAUGAGCCAACUGCAAGCGAAUGCUUAUUGUGAAAAUCCAGACAUAGUAUUAAUUGGCAACAAGGCAGAUCUGCCAGACCAGAGGGAAGUCAACGAACGGCAAGCCCAAGACCUGGCCGACAAAUACGGCAUACCCUACUUUGAAACCAGUGCUGCGACGGGACAGAAUGUGGAGAAAGCCGUGGAGACUCUCCUGGACUUGAUAAUGAAGCGAAUGGAACAGUGUGUAGACAAGACACAAGUCCCCGACACCUCCAAUGGAGGAAACUCCGGGAAGCUUGAUGGGGAGAAGCCGGCCGACAAAAAAUGUGCCUGCUAAUCCACAUGUGAACUGAUCAUCAAGAGUCCAACCCCAAAAUCCAACUUCCCAAAUGGUGACCAAUCUCAAAAUUGCUGAGUAGAUCACGAACAUGGGCAUGUCUUUCUUUUUCAUCCAGAGAAUCUAUUUUAAGAAACCACGGUAGUCAUGGAGGCUUGAUCCGUUACCCUUCUACAGAUGAGUGUGUAAGGUAGUGCACAUGGAGGAAGCCAUGAAUUUCCAGCAACAAAAUUCACCUGGUCAGAGUGAGGAAAGAAAGAUCCUUAACCAUGUGGGGUUUGGUUUCAAGAUGUGCUGUCUUUCCUGCAGACUCCGAUCGGUGCCCUUGGGUUUCCAUUGGGGGGAGACGUUAGUUUAAAUGACUAGAGGAGGGAGAGUCUGAUGUGAUUCAUUUAGAACGGCAUUCUGACCCGUUAGCUGGAUUCGAAUGACUCAAUUACUGGUCAAGUUAGAAGAGAAAGAAUCUCGGAGUUCUCAAAAUGUUAGGGGUUGUGAAAUAAUGCCAUUUUAUUUCCUUGAUGAAAGAGCAGGAAGCCAAGAAUAGAACUCUGAAUGACCAGGUACAAGAAAAAUGACCCAGCGGGGGAAAAAAAUGCAAACACGGGAGCGUGGCAUUUGGACCGCUGACAUGAAAUGUAACUGUUUCAGACGUCUGGGGGAAUGGUUUAGUCAAAUUCCACUCAUGGCAACGAGAGGCUGACAUUAUCAGGUGGGAUUAAGAGACUCCCCAGAGAUUUUCUUUUCAAACAAACUUUUGAGACGUGGGUUGCGUAUUUAGCAUUAUAUUUUCACAUUGUUUCUUAGCAAACUACUCCUUAUCACAAGGAGCCAUCGGAGAUUGCAUUUAGUUGAUCUAUCUUGCAAAAAUUAGCCUUAACUAUUUUUGUUUAAAUGUGCUUAACUAAUUUUGUUUAAUGUUUUAAUGUGAUCCAAUGUGCUGGCUGUCUUUGAAACAGGCAUGGCUAUGAAUUGUGGGUUUCAUUCUUGUGUAUUAGAGUAUUAAGAAACCUUAAAUCACAUUCCUUUCUUCCGACUGACCUGUACCUCUGACUCUAAGUCAAGUUCAGAUAAACCAAUGGGUGACUUUGUAGCCAUCCAUUUCAGAAGAAUCACGGCACAGUUAUUGGGCCACUCGGAAUUUUCACGUCAGGAGUUGCCUUGCAAUUGACGAGGCUUUGUCCUGCUAUAACUCGACAUUGAGCAUUGGGUUUUAUUUUGCCUAUUAAAGACCAAAAUCCGCAUGCCCCGACUGUAGUUGUGGAUUGGGUUUGGGUAGGAUAGAGAUCUAGCUUGGGUCACCAAAAAUGUAUUUUUCCACAUAAAACUGCCUUUCCUUCUCAAAAUCAACUGCUCACAAAAGUAUUUUUCAUCAGCCUCUUUUUAUUUUUGUAUCGAAACUAAUGUCAUAAUACUUUUUUGUCUCAGUUUAUGGUGAACUGAAGCUAUUCUUAUCAAACCGAUGAUUAUUUCAAUGUCUAAGUCACCGUUGUCAAUAACUUAAAGCAUGGGUUCUCUAUAGCAAAGGCAAGGCACGUUUUCUCUCUCAUAAGGAGAUGAUUUUUCAACUGGAUGGCUCUUCUGUCUAUAUGACUUUCUAACGAGACCUCAUUUUUUCCAUACUCGGUGCAUAAUGUUGUUACAAAAGCAUGAGAUACCCUAAAUUACAAGCCCCUUUCAACUCCACUCUACCAACUUCCACCAGGUUUGGAGUCAAUUUUAGAAACACAGACACAUCCAAGGAAAUGUCUUUUUGUCAUGUUCUGAGGUUGGAAUAGGCCCAGAAAUGGGUCAUGAAUAACAGCAAUUUGGAGGCUUUAAUGGGGUUUGCCUUGUGAAAUCCUCAGUGUUAAUUCCCUUGUUUCGCCAGUUUCUGCAGCACUGUGCCAAUCUAAAACUGAGCACGGGUGGGCAUUACCUCCAAUGGUGCCAAUGGUGUUUACUUCUCCUGGUGUCAAUGAGCCAUGGAGAUAGAGCGAUUAGCUAAGAGUUGAAGAUGUUUCUUCUCAAAGGAAAGUGAACAGAGGCAACAUAACCAUCAGGGUUGCAAAGUUCGGUACACGUGUGAGCAUGACAGUACUUCCCCCGUUGGGCUCCAAUCACGACGUCCCCUGCGCUUCCAUCAGGGAAUGUGUGGCCUUUAUCUAACCCUAAAGGGAUCCUAUUUUUGACAGAUCUUCUUGUGUUCUUUCCUUUUCCAGCUAUAUGAGUGAUUUCCAUAUGCCAAGAUUCUGUCACUGUCACUUAUUUAGCAAGCACUCAUUGAGGGUCUAUUUUAAGAUGACGUGAGUUGGUAGCUGGAGCAUGAAGCAGAGGGUGGUGACGCUCAUAAUUAUAGAACCGUGUAAAAAUAAUUAUUGAGGAAUAAUCUCAAGAGGAAUGACAUUGAAGACAAGAAGGUUCAUUUUAAAAUACCAUUCUAUUUGUAAAUAAAACACUUGAUCCUAAAACGAAAAUGUUUUCUCUGUACAAUGUCUGACAUUUGACUCUCUAUCCUGUGUAACUAUUAAUGGAAAGCGCCACACUCAUUCGUUUAGAAUCAACAGUUCUACAUCAUUCGAUUUACAAUUUCAAAUUGAUCUUGUGCCAUGAAGAGUACAGGAUGCUUUAAAGAAUUGUAGACACCCCCCCCCCCUUGAGCCCGCAGUAGCAUGAACUUUUACUCAUGACUUGUCUUGUUACCAAUUAAGUCCUCGAAUGCUUUCGUAAAUCGUAUUGUGUGUUCGCCAAAUAUUUCCACUGUACAUGAAACUCCUUUUGGGAUCUAGAAAUCAUGCCUGUAGAGUUUACACUGGUUUGAUGUUUACAUUGUUCUAACACAGUGCCUCAGAUAUCUCUGUGACCAAAUGUGUCUCCAGCCACAAGGCUCCUGUUCUAUAGCGUUCUCUUCGAUGGCCGCGCACAGAGAUGGCAACACUGCUAAGGGCCUUCUGCUGUCUUCAGAAAGUUGCAAAGACCUUAUUGGAAUCUGGACACUACUCCUCCCAUCUGGUCUCCUAGCUGGCUUCUCAGGGAGGUGGUAUUCCUUGAGACUUCAAACCAUAAUUAGGUACAGGAUUAGCUUUUAAUGUUAAAAAUCAAAUCAUUUAAAAAUAACCAUCGUCCAAAAACAAUGUUUGUCUUAGUCUGAUGAUGGUCUAAAGUCAUGACUCAGUAGAGAAAAGGUGGGUGUCUACACAGGAGUUUUGAAACACUAGCCACUUUGCUAUGAUUUCUAUAUUAUCGGGUAUCAUAUUUUCUUAAGUACAUAUUGUCUCCGUUAUUUCUGACUUAGAGGGACUCAUCGAUGUGUCACCAGGGGACAUUGUUGUGCUUCUCUCUUUUUUGUCUUUGCCCAUCUGUGCAGGAAAGAUGUGUUGGGCCAAAGUUUCCCAUCAAUCCUCUGUCUCUCCUUUAGAAGAGAGAGAAACUUGACCAUAACUACAUCAAAAAUCAAUUGAAUAGCAGCCACAAUAUUUCUUAAGCUGAAAGCAAGUCAAGUCUAUAGAACAUCAAAAAUAGAUGAAACUCAUACGCACACAUAUAUGUCUAUCUACAUCUAUGUAUUCUCAGCAGCAGGGUGGAAUGAGUGCAAUUGACAGAAAGACAGGCAAUAUUGUGCAGUAGAUAGAGUGCACAAUUCUCACACUCUGCCAAUGAGUUGAUUCUGACUCAUCGUGAUCCCUUCGGACAGAGUCAAACUGCCCCUAGGGGUUGC